Messenger RNA from Hemicordylus capensis (graceful crag lizard), 423 nucleotides. RefSeq names its product integrator complex subunit 11-like. The transcript has 3 exons. The coding region runs from base 77 to 373 and encodes 98 amino acids. NCBI's taxonomy places the organism in Eukaryota, Metazoa, Chordata, Lepidosauria, Squamata, Cordylidae. The record is from RefSeq and is a predicted model, not a curated record.
GGUCUUGUAUUUUUCAAUAAAGAGAGUCAAGACCGGCUGUGGGGUUCCCCUUUUUUGACUGCGGUUAUUGAAAAGGAUGCUACUGUUUCUCAAGCCAGGCCUUGGCACCAAAGAAGCCUGUAUGCACAAUAUCCUGAAGGAUUAUUCUGUCCAGCAUCUCUCGGACGCCUCCAUAAUGGUCGAAUCCAUCCUGAUCCAGGUCACGGUGCAGUCGGAAGAUCCUGCAACCAAACUCCUGGUGGUGUCGUGGACUUACCAGGAUGAAGAGAUGGGCAGCUACGUGACUUCUCUGCUCAAGAAGGCCUUGCCCCAAGUCACGGCGAGAGACUUCUUGGGAAAAAGUGACAUCAAGGAACCAUGUAAAUAUAUUUAAGUGGCGGAGAGGGGUGUGAGUGCUUUAAAAUAAAUGUCGUGUAGUUUCAA